This is a messenger RNA of Suncus etruscus (white-toothed pygmy shrew), 1263 nucleotides long. It is a transcript of the gene HPDL, whose product is annotated as 4-hydroxyphenylpyruvate dioxygenase like. Gene Ontology annotation, molecular function: 4-hydroxyphenylpyruvate dioxygenase activity. Gene Ontology annotation, biological process: aromatic amino acid metabolic process. The coding region runs from base 1 to 1122 and encodes 373 amino acids. Lineage: Eukaryota; Metazoa; Chordata; Mammalia; Eulipotyphla; Soricidae. The transcript has a single exon. The record is from RefSeq and is a predicted model, not a curated record.
AUGGCCGUGUGCGCCCGCCGGCUGUGCCACAUCGCCUUCCACGUGCCGCCCGGGCACCUGCUGGGCCGCGACCUGCAGCGUCUCUUCGGCUUCCAGCCGCUGGCGGCGCGUGAGGCGGACGGCUGGAGGCAGCUGGCGCUGCGCAGCGGGGACGCGGUGCUGCUGGUGAACGAGGGCGCGGGGCCCCGGGAGCCGCUGUACGGCCUGGACCCUUGCCACGCCGUGCCCAGCGCCGCCAACCUGUGCUUCGAGGUGCCCGACGUGGGCGAGGCCGCCCGGGCGCUGGCCGCGCGAGGCUGCGCGGUGCAGGUGCCCCCCGUGGACGUGCGGGACGCGCGGGGCGCCGCCACCUACGCCGUGGUCCGCUCCCCCGUGGCCCGGCUCAGCCUGACGCUGCUGGAGCAGCGCGCCGACGCCCGCGGGCCCUUCCUACCGGGCUUCGAACCCGUGUCCUCGGCCCCCGGCCCCGGCUGGGUGAGCCACGUGGACCACCUGACCCUGGCCUGCACCCCCGGCAGCACCCCGGCUCUGAUGCGCUGGUUCCAACACCACCUCGGCUUCUGCCACUUGCCCCUGAGCCCAGGGGAGGACCCCGAGGUGGGCCUCGAGGUGUCGGCGGGGCCCGGGCUCGGGGGGCUGCGGCUCACCGCCUUGCAAGCCCCCCCGGGCUGCACCGUGCCCACCCUCGUGUUUGCCGAGUCCCUGCCUAGGAGCACCACCGGUGACCAGGACCAAGUGGAGCAGUUCCUGGCCAGGCACGGGGGGCCCGGGCUGCAGCACGUGGGGCUGUACACCCCGAGCAUCGUGGAAGCUGCAGAAGGGGUGGUGGCAGCCGGGGGCCGUCUCCUCACUCCCCCAGACGCCUACUACCAACAGCCCGGCAAGGAAAGGCAGAUUCUAGACGCCGGGCACCAGCCACACCUGUUGGCCCGGCAGGGGAUCCUGCUAGAUGGCGACCGAGACCAGUUCCUGCUACAGGUCUUCACCAAGUCCCUCUUUGCAGAGGACACUUUCUUUCUAGAGCUGAUCCAGAGGCAAGGGGCCACAGGCUUUGGCCAGGGUAACAUUCGGGCUCUGUGGCAGUCGGUACAGGAGCAAGCUGUCCGGGACCAGAAAGCCUGAACUCAGGGCAGUAGCCUAUCCUGGAGCUCUGGGACACACCAGCACCCACUGGCUGGAACUAAGAACCAUGCCCAAGGGGAAAGGCUAUAUGACUCAGGGGCCAGGUAAGGCCACCAAUUCAUCAGGCCUAGUCAGAAGUUA